Molecule: messenger RNA, 1328 nt
Organism: Ruditapes philippinarum (Manila clam)
Lineage: Eukaryota; Metazoa; Mollusca; Bivalvia; Venerida; Veneridae
Product: dual specificity protein phosphatase 3-like
Exons: 4
Coding region: 156-743 (195 amino acids)
Biological process (GO): negative regulation of MAPK cascade; protein dephosphorylation
Cellular component (GO): cytoplasm
Molecular function (GO): protein tyrosine/serine/threonine phosphatase activity; MAP kinase phosphatase activity
Source: RefSeq, a predicted model, not a curated record
AUAAUGACCAGUCCCUCUGACAAGUAAGGGGUAAUUUCUAAAAAUAGUUAUUUCACGCAACAUAAACAAAACUGAAAACAUCGAGAAAUAAACUUUUGUCGCUGCACGUUUUGGUAUAAUAAAGAACUUACAGACUCUAAAAGCUGAAGAUCGCCAUGACUACGUGUAAAGAGGUGAAGGACUAUUUAGUGAGUCAAAACGUACACGUUGAAAAAUUAGACGAGGAGCAGGUGACACCGGGAUCGCAACAGAACAUAUGGAUGACCUUGAUGACCACGCCCGAGGAUCCUUACAAUGAGGUUUACCCCUCAUUAUUCCUUGGCGACUACACAAUAGCAAAGAAACCGGAGAAAUUGAAAGCCAUUGGGGUCACACAUGUCGUAAAUUGUGCAUGUGGAUCUACUUUUAAUAUGGUCAACACAGAUCAAGAAUUCUUUGAGGAAUCCGGAAUAUUGUUCCACGGUAUUCCCGCUGUCGAUGUAUGGAAAUUCAAGAUGGCGCCUUAUUUUUUGGCAGCUGCAAACUUUAUAAAACAAGCGUUAGAUUCUGGUGGGAAAGUGUAUGUUCAUUGUAUGUCUGGUGUUAGUAGAUCUUCAGCUAUAAUUCUUGCAUUUCUUAUAAUGAUGCGGGAUAUGCCGCUCAUGGAUGCCGUGAAAACCGUGCGGGAUAAAAGAAGGAUAUUGCCAAAUGAUGGAUUUUUAAAAGAACUUGUAGAACUUAAUAAUACUCUGUAUUCGACGUAAAUUAAUGACACGUGACCAAUGGUGGGUGACUCAGAUAACGCUUCUUCGUCUCAAUUUAGAAUUCGUCAUAUUAUUAGAAAUGUUAAAAUUAAGAAAGAUAUGCGACAAUCAGUCAAAAAAUGAUUUGAUCAAUUGAUCAUAUGGCUAGGUCUGCAAUUCAAAUCAAUUUUCAGUGUUCCUACAACGGAUUGACAAGUAGCACUAUUGUUUCAAUUUACUCAACCAUUUUCGUAUAUAUGCAGUUUUCAUUUAUGUUAUGUAAUUGAAUCCUUUUGCAUAUAUGUAUUAAUCUUGGAAUCCAUUUAUUAAAUACUAUGUUGUUGAUAUCAUGGAUGUCUUUAUCAGGUGCAAUCGUGUUAUAAUUGGGGAAGUUAUUUCACAUGAAGCUGCCAUUACUCAUCAUUAAUUUUAAGUUUCCAAAUUUUGUUAUAAUGAUCAGGGUCUUUCAAAUAGAAACCCCUGUUAUGAUAAAGUAACCUGCCUACAUAAAAUAUUUGCAAAUACAACGUAUUGGUAUCAUUAUAAUAUAAUUACUUAUAGCUUUAAGCAUAUGUUACAUAUCGAAUUAAAGUAUAUAUAUAUACA